AUGAAACCCAGCAACAAUAAUAAUGCUGCCAAGGUCACAAAGCCUCCUUUCGUACCAGCCAAAGACGACACCAAACCUGUGCUUCAAGACCCAAUACUGAGGUCUGAUCCGACUGAGACAGAGGAAGCUGCGCUUCGGUUGCCUACACUUCCUAUUAACAGUUCAAAAAAUCCUCAACCCCAAAAUGAUUUGAGAUGUUGGAGAAUGAAUGAUGAAGUCUGA
Messenger RNA from Prunus armeniaca (apricot), 222 nucleotides. Lineage: Eukaryota; Viridiplantae; Streptophyta; Magnoliopsida; Rosales; Rosaceae. The record is from the annotation of a GenBank genome assembly.